AUGAAGACUCAGGGGUGGAAGCAGAAUAGAGUCGCCAGGGAACUCGGCGGGUUCGAAGGCGACGAGAUGGGCCGCGACGUCGCGCUCCCGCACAGUAACAAGUUCCGAGAUAACGAGGGCAAGCGACGCAGCCACGCGGAUUACAAGCAAGGUGGCUACUACAGCGGCUCCUCGCGCCGCAGGUACGACGACGGCGCCUCGGAUAGCUACCGCCGGCACUACGACGCCGGAGACCACGGCAGGCACCACCGCUACGACGACCGCGACCAGUAUGCUGACCCCAGAGCCUAUCGCAGUGCACGAUACGACCGUAGGUCGUACGACGACGAGCGGGACCACUACGUGGACUCCAGGUACUACCGCGGGGGCCGCUACGACGACCACCCGAAAUAUCGCAAAACAACCGGACACUACGAUGAGAGGGAACAGCACGACGACCGGUAUGACCGCUACGACAGGUACGACCGCUACCACCGCUCCGGACGCAGCUACUCGCCGCAAACGCCGUACUCGGACAGGCGGAGCCCGAACAUGCGCAAGGGCGAAUACUCGCCGCCGCCAACCCCGCCGGCCGACGCGUUCAUGCCCCCAGAGAUACCGCCUGCGGGCGAUACGACCGCGGCCAAGCCGGAUCAGCGGAGUAACCUGGCAAGUGCACAUUCUGGCGCAUCCAGCACCCACGCGACGGCACACGGUGACCAGGCGACAGCCAAGUCCCGGGAUGAUGGUAAAAAGUCGGACCCCGCACAUAAGAGCGACUCCAAAGUUAGUGAUCCGAGGGUUGGAUCGAAACUGUACGCGGCGAGGUUGACCACGUCGUUCGACGUGGUCACGCUGCCGCGAGUGGCCCCGGCUGACGCCUCCCUCGCGUCGCCGCCGUUCGACAUGCGCGUGCAGUGGAGAUCCCUCAAGCCCGUGGCGAACGGAUUCUCAUCGCCAAUCGAGCGCAUAAACACGUACAUGUGCGCACCGAGGACGCAGGUUUUCAAGGAGUGGUGGCUUAAGGGUAGGUUCAGCCACGCGCCGAGUAACACCGCUCAGGCACCCUGUCGCUGCUGA
Messenger RNA from Babesia bigemina, 1059 nucleotides. RefSeq names its product Pre-mRNA-processing ATP-dependent RNA helicase prp5. The transcript has a single exon. Bases 1 to 1059 code for a protein of 352 amino acids. Lineage: Eukaryota; Apicomplexa; Aconoidasida; Piroplasmida; Babesiidae. The record is from RefSeq and is a predicted model, not a curated record.